UUUCCUAACCAAAAACGUUAGACCAUGACACAAUAUUAUAUCUCGACGGUACACUACAAGUCCUAAAACUAUUACUCUACAUAGCCAUGGCCAAAUAGGUCACGCUUUAUUAGCUUGGAGUAAAUUCUCUUCGGACCUAGCACCUAGGCUAUUUGUUGCCCCUCCCUGGCGUAGUGGAGACUUGGAGAGUGGGUAGAAAGAAAGAAGAAGUGAUUCGUGCGCCAGUGCAGCCUUUGUUUUGGAAUAAAGUGCUUAGUGGGUGUUUCGUUUAUUUCGACAUCACUGCAGCUGUCAGGAAUUAUAAUUAAUAAAUCAGAUGUAAUUUAAUCACUAUCCCAAUGUAAAAUUUGACAAAGUGAAAAAGAGGGCGGAGAUUGUUGUCCAAUAUUUGUGACGAUCCUGAACUGCGUCGUUCUCCUAUUGUUUAAUUCUUCCUAAUUAAAUAAGAAAACAAGAUGCCGAUUUUAUACAGCGUAGUAGCUCGAGGGCCAACUGUUCUGGCAAAACAUGCUUCCUGUACCGGAAAUUUCGAAGAGGUCACAGAACAAAUUUUGGCAAAAAUACCUCCAACCAAUGAUAAAUUAACUUACUCCCAGGGCCCUUAUUUAUUCCAUUACAUUUGUGAAGAGCGAAUUAUUUACAUGUGUAUCACCGAUGACGAUUUUCAAAGAUCGAGAGCUUUCCUUUUCCUCAAUGAAGUCAAAAGAAGGUUUCAAGCUGUUUAUGGCGAAGGUGCCCUAACUGCAUUGGCUUACGCUAUGAACACUGAAUUCGGCAGAGUUUUGGCUAACGAGAUGAAACACUAUAGUGAAUCUAAGGAUAUUGAUACAAUUUCGAGAGUUCAUGGAGAAUUGGAUGAACUUAAAGACAUAAUGGUUAAAAAUAUCGAUAAUUUAGCGAUGCGUGGAGAACGAUUGGAAUUACUCGUCAAUAAGACGGAAAAUUUGUCAGCAAGUUCUGUUACCUUCAGAAAGACUAGCAGAAAUCUAGCGCGCUCUCUCUUUUGGAAGAAUGUCAAAGUUUAUGUCAUUAUAGCUUCUAUUAUAAUUGUGGUGAUCUACGUUAUCACAUCUGUAGCAUGUGGAGGUCCAUUGUGGUCAGAAUGUGUGAAACACGGUAAUAAUACAAAAAAUUGAAACGGUCCGCUCGAGAGCUCAAAAUGUUAUAUCAGUUUUUGGUGGAGUUAAAUCAUAUCCACGAACCCAUACUCUCUAUAAUCUCAACGAUUAAACCCGUGGCUCAGUUCCUGUUUGCAAUGUUCUUUAUCAAGAUUUCGACUGCACAGCAUACAUUAUUUUCAGGUGCAAUCGUUAUUAAAUCCAUAAAUCCAUACUAAACGUAUAGACUACCACACACAGGGAGUUAAACAAAACAAAAACAAUAAUAAAUCGGUACAUUUACCGGAAAAAGAAAUGUGUACAUAAAAUUUAUAGAAUGAAUCACUCGAUAAUACUUUUUCACCUAGAAAGCUAAUUCUGAUGAUUGAUGAUGAUAACGAUUCAUUUAGUUAGCUAAUAAGUCUGAAAAGUGCACGUUAUAAUGGACAUAUUUUGUUAUUGUAUUUUAUUAUCUUUCAUACACCUACGUACGAUUGUGAUGUCCAAUAUAGAUAGGGUACUUUAAAAACAUAUAGUUCUAUAUUUACUUGAAAAGAAACAUGUAUUCUAAUUUUUAAUGGACCUUUUUAUGAAAAAAAUAAAUAAAUAAAUCAUGAA
Messenger RNA from Belonocnema kinseyi, 1715 nucleotides. RefSeq names its product vesicle-associated membrane protein 7 (gene Vamp7). NCBI's taxonomy places the organism in Eukaryota, Metazoa, Arthropoda, Insecta, Hymenoptera, Cynipidae. The transcript has 6 exons. The coding region runs from base 456 to 1136 and encodes 226 amino acids. Gene Ontology annotation, molecular function: SNAP receptor activity; SNARE binding. Gene Ontology annotation, biological process: vesicle fusion; exocytosis. Gene Ontology annotation, cellular component: membrane; SNARE complex. The record is from RefSeq and is a predicted model, not a curated record.